Messenger RNA from Penicillium diatomitis, 1332 nucleotides. RefSeq names its product serine/threonine-protein kinase. The record is from RefSeq and is a predicted model, not a curated record. The coding region runs from base 1 to 1332 and encodes 443 amino acids. Gene Ontology annotation, biological process: protein phosphorylation. Lineage: Eukaryota; Fungi; Ascomycota; Eurotiomycetes; Eurotiales; Aspergillaceae. The transcript has 2 exons. Gene Ontology annotation, molecular function: protein kinase activity; ATP binding.
AUGCUCACCGAACUCGUCACAUACGGUGACCUCUACUCCUUCUUGCGCAAGAAUGGUGACCGGCUUCAAGAAGACACUGCCGCCCUGAUAAUCCGACAGGUUCUUCUUGCCGUCGAGUAUCUUCACGACCGGCAGAUUGUGCACCGAGAUAUCAAGCCAGACAACAUACUUGUUACAUCGUUGGAGAACGGUGGAAGGGUCGUAUUGGCUGACUUCGGUUGCGCCAAGCGGAUGAACCGGGGUUGUCAGCGGAUGAACAGUCUGGUUGGGACCCGUGAAUACUGUGCACCGGAACUGCAGCCGGUGAGAGAGAAGGGCUACAGCAAGGCCGUCGACAUGUGGGCGAUUGGAUGUACAGCUGCAGUGCUCUUGGUUGGAGACGUCCACUACAAUCAGUUCAACAGAUCGUAUGAGCGGGCCGGGGCCAUGUUGGAAGCGGACAUGGAAGCUCUUCGGAUCAGCCCACGGCCAAAGGACUUCAUGCAGCGUCUGCUCGAUGUAGAUGAAUCUUGUCGAAUGGACGUGAAACAAGCGCUGCAGCAUGAAUGGUUCACUCACGCUUCGCAGGCAGGCUGGUUCAUCGAAAAGUACCAUGACGCAGUUGAAGACUGGACUCCCCACGUCAUUGGCGAGUCGAUUGUUAUCGAUCUGGAUAGUUGUCAGAAGGACUCCGAUUCGAUGUGUGCCGGUCCGGUCUCCGAGGUGGAUUGUGCUCCCUCAGGACCCGAAGAGAUUCCCAAGCUCAUGGACGAAUGCCCGUCCCGCGAAGUCCCUGAUAGCUCAUGGGAAGAUCUUAGUCUCUCUAGGCCUCAACCUCUGAAUACGUCAACAACAUCAAUGCCCCAGAUGCCCAAUCUUGUCUCCUUCCCUCCUAAAGAAGAAGCCCCGCAGAUCCACGCCCUGGAAGUUGAAAAGGAAGUUGGGGUCGAGUCUGAUGGCUAUGAGUUUGUGAGCCAGGUCAGGCGGGAGCAUGUUGACCGACACAGACACCGCGUGGAGAGAAAAUUCCUGUACGUUUCAACUUUUGAUGGGUUGAGCGGCGAAAGAUCUGCAGCACAGAUUGAGUCGAUGAUUCACACCAAGGAUGCAAUUGCUAAAUCUACUUUCACAGUCGCCGCGGCAAAUGGUUUAGGAAGAUCUUCCCUUAUUCCCCGGGAGGAUCGUGCAAGAGCUGAUACUGGACAAGGAGGGCCAUCCGCUUCCAAGAGACCUUUUCGAGAUGAAAGCGAUGAUCUUGGCCAAGUGUAUGAGGAGGUUUACAAUCCCAUCACCGGGAAGCGCAAACGUUUUGCUUACGGUAGGAAUGUGGAGUUGUUGGACAGACUGCUGUGA